Molecule: messenger RNA, 9652 nt
Organism: Gallus gallus (chicken)
Lineage: Eukaryota; Metazoa; Chordata; Aves; Galliformes; Phasianidae
Gene: OSBPL8
Product: oxysterol binding protein like 8
Exons: 27
Coding region: 3373-6045 (890 amino acids)
Cellular component (GO): intracellular membrane-bounded organelle; membrane; cytosol
Molecular function (GO): cholesterol binding
Source: RefSeq, a predicted model, not a curated record
GGGGAGGGGUGCCGGUGCCGCUCCCGCUCCCGGCCGCACCGGCUGGGCCGAGCCGCGUCUCCCGCCCGGACUCGGCCGCGGGGACAGGUUCUAGACUUCAAAAUACACGUGUGAGUGCCCUUCUAGGAAAGAUGAAGUGUAAUGUGACGCUUCCAGGUGGAGUUGACCGCUGUGGCGCAGAUGCAGGAACUACCUUCUAGCACUGGCUUAAAGAAACCCAAAGGAAGGCCAUCUCUUAUGUCACCGACUCUAUUUAAUAUCAAGAAGAGACACGGCUGCUAAGAUAUGGAAAACUAAAUUGUACCAGAAAACAUUGGGUUCCUGUUUGAAAUACUCUUCAUGUUUAAUACUGCAGAUCAUCCAUCUCAUGAAAACCUCCUGAAUACAAUGCAGCUGUAUUGCAGCUAUGCACAGCUCAGCUGAGAUUUGUGUUGAGGCUAGAAGCAAGAAAGAAGGUUUACAUCUUCUGUUACGUGUGUCUCAGUCUAGAUCUAAAGUUAGGAUCAUAGCUGAUCUUAAUGGAAUCCCUUGGAAGUUUGUUUAUGGUUCUAAAAAGCAUCCUGAGAAGUGGUUAAACUGAGUCCUUGGGUGUAGAAAGGAGGUUCUGUACUGGUAGGUCGUUGGUAGCUCCGGAUAAGGAAAGAUGGAUGGCCUGUUUUAUUCUCUUUAUAUUAAUGCUAUUCCUUAACAGUGCUUACUAAUGAGGGGGAAAAAAACAAAACAAAACAAGCUUUACCACUGUUAGACUUUAGGAAGCCUGUAGUCCAGUGCUAUUUUGAAAUGAAUGUAGUUAAGCGGCAGCACGCUCUGAGUUACAGUCGUCACUGGGCAUGUGCCAGUGAGUCAGCUAAGCAUCAUUUUGAGGGUUUUUUCACUACAUGGAACCACCCACUCACCCCUUCACCUCCUUUUUGUAAAACUUAGUUCCUUUUUAACAGGGACAAAAAUGUAUUAAAAGCGUUAAAAUGGAUUUGUCAUCCUUUUCAGUUCUGAGAAGUGGCAAAAUACACAGCGCAGAGGAAAGAUUAAAACUUUACACUGACUCAAUUUUGGAGGAAUAUUCAUUUUAUGAAUUUCGUUUUCUUCUUUUUGCUGUAACGUGCAUUAAGAUGAUUCUUUUCCCUUAACUCUCUUGUUAGUCAACAAUUACCAUUGAUAUUGCUUUGAGCUCGAGAAGCCUUGCUGCGUUUGGAUCUAAUUGAAUUUGAUAGCAUACAGAUAUGGAACAAAGAAAUAGUUUGUGCUCUAAGGAGCUUACAGUCAAACACUGACAACUAUUAGUUAAGAGAUGCAGUAAGAAAAGUAGAGUGGUAUCUUGGUUGGUUAGUCACUCUAGUUACUGGGAAGGACCUCACGUACAACUGAACAUACGCUCCUGUAAUUCAUUUCUAGUUGAUUCCUUCCACAUUUAUGCUCUUUGGAAAGGAUGUUUGUAUGUUUGGUUUUUUAGUCAUUUUUUAAGUUGAGUAUGUUUAGCACAUUCUGAGCUUUGGUCUUUACAGCUGGGUGAUAACUCCUGACUAUGGUAUUAAUCUGAAUUUGCUGUAGUUGCAUUGGGUCCGUGUCCAUUGUCAAGAGUGUACUGAGACAGAUUUGACUGGCUUUGUUUUCUUUUGAGGAGAACUGCUGUCCUAUUUUUUGAGGUAUCUGAAACUCCUGCAAAGAUGGAUGAGAGACUGUGGGUGAGAAAAGGGGAUGAUUCUCCUUACGUAGAGGAUCAUGUAACAACUUGGAUGCAGACUUGGAAACAUAUUCUUGUCCAUUCUCCAGCAGUACAGAUUUUUUUAAAUGUAAAUGGUAUUGCAGUGUAAAUAAUGCGUGCUCUAAUGUCUGAGAUAGUUGCUUGGUAUUUGCAUUAAAACUGUAAAUUUACUUUUAGAAAGCAAAAUACAUUGUACAGCUGUCUGACUAGUUAUGCUUUCUGAAAUUGUACCAAACUGGAAUCCUGCUUGUGCUUGCUUGAGUCAGCUCAGAGAGAAGUGACACCGGAAUUCAGCUGUGAUAGCUUUUGUUAUGGUCCUGAUGAUAACUGUUUGUCCAAGCAAAGUCACUGCCACUUCAGGAGUACUGAAACUUCACUUUAAACUGUCAUGUUUUACUUCAUUUCUGCUAGGUAAACAGCCCUCAUCUAGUCACUGUUCGUCAUGCAAUUGGCAAUUCACUGUUAUGCAGUAAUGGGAUUCGUUGCAAUUAACUGCAUGUAAUCUCAGAAUAGCUUUCUUUAGAGCUUUAGUCCUUAUGAAGUCGAUGGUGUUCUUGACUUCCACAUGACACAUAAAAUAGUUCUGUAUCUAUGAUGGUAUUGUAACUGAGAUGUUUAGAGGGUUUCAUCACUGAAAAUAGUAUUCUGCUUCUUUUGAAGUAUUAAAAUAGACUUUCAGCAUCCCCUUAUUGAGGCUUUUUCAAGUCUUAUACUUAAUGUGAUUAAAGUAGUUUUCAUAGGCUUGGAAUAGUAGGUGUCCAUUUUUUUAAUGGUUUGGCUCUGUACCUGACAGUGAUGUCUGUCAAGGGAAAACAAUGACAACAAAAAAUUCCUUUUAGGAGAAACAAGGUUGGAUUUUGUUUUGGAAAGUUCCAUGCAGAGGGAACUCAGAUCUGUCUCAGUUAAUCAGAAUGGGGACUGAUUCCACUUUGGCAUCAGAAAUGGAAGGAGAUGUUCUGUCCCCUAUCCAUCUUGUCAAUGGAAACAUCUCUGCUGACUUACCUUUGUUUUUCAUUUCAGAAAAACCUUUCACAAAAACACUACUUUUUAUUUUCCAGUGGCUCAACUCCUUUUGUUUCCUCAUUGGUUUCCAGCCAGUCUUGGAUAGGUCCAUAGCUGUAAGCAUAGCCCACGUCUUCACAAUGUGGUGUGGCAGAGGCUGCAGCUCUGUGCUGCUGCCAUGCUGGACAUAGAAACAGAGAGGCAUGCAAAAAGUCACUUGUCCCAGCCCUGUUAAAGUUAUCUGCCUGUGUCUGUUUAAAGCAGUGUCAUAAUGUGGCUGGGGUGGGCUGGGAGCACAUCCUGUACAUGCAGGCCGCUCUGAAAGCAGCCACCAGAGCAGCCCAGUUUGGAGGGCCGGUUAGCCUGGAGACUUGUUCAGCUGUGACCACGGGGGCUGUCCGGCUGCAGCCUCAUACGGGUGUCAAAACAAGAGAUACAAAGAUGUGGGAAGUACCAACUGGCCUCUCAGCACAGCACAGGGGGUAUUAGUGGGACUGUCUCAGCUUCUAAUAGAAACCUCUAAGGAGAUGAACACAAAGGCUGUCCUUGGGCAACGUAAUCUCUUCUAAACAAUGCUCGUGGUGAUAGAACAGCGUCUGCUGUAAGGACAUUGAGUGGCAGGAUGGAAGAACUGUAGCUGGAGAAGAGACGCAACACGCUCUUUCAGCAUGGAGACUGUUCUGGUUGAUGGGGAACUUGACAGAAAUUCACAUCAUGGUGAUAACAGAGACUCUCAUGGACCAUCAACAGUGGUAACAAACAGCGAUGAAUCGCAGCUUUUAACUCCAGGAAAAAUGAGCCAGCGCCAGGGGAAAGAAGCUUAUUUUACUCCAACCAAAGAGUUACUCCAGCCAUCUCUCAGCCCAGCAACUGCUCACAGCCAUGGUUUUGACAAAGGGAAAGAUGAGGCCUCACAAAGCAAAGAGGAUACAGCACAUUCUAUGUCCAAAAGCAAGUCUGAAUCCAAGCUUUUCAAUGGCUCUGAGAAAGACAUCUCUUUAUCUUCAAGCAAACUUACCAAAAAGGAAUCUCUCAAGGUUCAAAAGAAAAAUUACAGAGAAGAAAAGAAGAGAGCUACAAAAGAAUUGCUCAGCACAAUCACAGACCCAUCAGUUAUUGUUAUGGCUGACUGGCUGAAGAUUCGGGGUACCUUGAAAAGCUGGACCAAACUGUGGUGUGUACUGAAACCAGGAGUGUUGCUUGUUUACAAAACACCCAAGAAUGGCCAGUGGGUGGGAACAGUGCUCCUGAAUGCUUGUGAACUCAUUGAGAGACCUUCUAAAAAAGAUGGCUUUUGUUUCAAACUUUUUCAUCCUUUGGAGCAGUCCAUAUGGGCUAUAAAGGGUCCAAAAGGUGAAGCAGUUGGUUCUAUAACUCAGCCACUACCCAGCAGUUACUUGAUCAUCCGAGCCGCUUCAGAAUCAGAUGGCAGGUGUUGGAUGGACGCUUUGGAGCUGGCUUUGAAAUGUUCAAGUCUACUUAAACGUACAAUGAUUAGAGAAGGUAAAGAGCAUGACUUGAAUUCUUCAAGCGACAGUGCUCAUGUCUCUCUCUAUGGCCUGCUUCGUGCUAACAACUUAAACAGUGGAGACAACUUGCCGUUAAAUGACAGCGAAAUUGAAAGGCAUCACUUUAAAGACCAAGAUAUGUACUCUGAUAAAUCUGAUAAGGAAAAUGAUCAUGAACAUGAUGAGUCUGAUAAUGAUGGACUGGGGAAAAGUGAAGAAAGUGAUAGCGACACAUCAGAGCGACAAGAUGACUCUUAUGUUGAUCCAGAGCCAAUUGAUAUCAAAGAAACAACUUACUUAGAACAAAGUCAUGAAGAACUCGGAGAGGCAGGGGAGGCUGCUCAGACAGAAGUCGUGUCUGAAGAAAACAAAAGUUUGAUCUGGACACUUUUGAAGCAAGUCCGUCCAGGAAUGGACUUAUCCAAGGUUGUACUGCCUACGUUUAUCUUGGAACCUCGUUCUUUCCUUGACAAGCUAUCUGAUUACUACUACCAUGCAGACUUCCUAUCCGAAGCUGCUCUUGAAGAGAAUGCUUACAACCGCAUGAAAAAAGUAGUGAAGUGGUAUUUGUCUGGAUUCUACAAAAAGCCAAAGGGACUAAAAAAGCCGUACAAUCCUAUACUUGGUGAGACUUUCCGCUGCAUGUGGAUUCACCCGAGGACAAACAGCAAGACUUUUUACAUUGCAGAACAGGUAUCCCAUCAUCCCCCAAUAUCUGCCUUCUAUGUUAGCAACCGCAAGGACGGUUUUUGCCUUAGUGGUAGCAUUCUGGCCAAAUCAAAAUUCUAUGGGAAUUCAUUAUCUGCCAUACUAGAUGGAGAAGGACGGCUGACAUUCCUAAACAGAGGAGAAGAUUACGUAAUGACUAUGCCAUAUGCUCACUGUAAAGGAAUUCUUUAUGGCACAAUGACCUUAGAGCUUGGGGGAACAGUCAACAUCACCUGUGAAAAAACUGGCUACAGUGCAACAAUUGAAUUCAAACUAAAGCCAUUUUUAGGUAACAAUGACAGUGUUAAUCAAAUAUCAGGAAAAAUUAAGCUUGGCAAAGAAGUUCUGGCUAUUUUGGAGGGCCACUGGGACAGUGAAGUUACUAUUAGGGACAAGAAGACUGAUGUUUCAGAGACGUUCUGGAACCCAACAUCUGAUAUCAAGCAGCGGAGAUUACCUAGAUACACUGUGAAGUUUGAAGAGCAAGAUGACUUUGAGUCUGAGAAGCUUUGGCAACAAGUGACUAAAGCAAUAAAUAACAAAGACCAAACAGAAGCUACUCAAGAGAAAUAUGUUCUGGAGGAAGCUCAGAGAAAGAGUGCCAAAGAGAGGAAACUUAAGGGUGAAGAGUGGACGUGCAAGCUGUUCGAUCAGGAUUCAGUCACGGGAGAAUGGCACUACAGAUACGCUGAUACCAGGCCAUGGGACCCUUUGAAUGAUAUGAUUCAGUUUGAAAAAGAUGGCACAAUCCAAACAAAAGUUCGGCAUCGGACACCAAUGGUUACUGUUCCAAAAAUCAAGCGAAAACCAACCGGACAGAAAAAAGGGGAGUGUGGUUUCUCAUCCCCUGAGCCUGAUAAUCAGGAUUCCUCUGGAAGUGAAGCUCAACUCACGAAGCAUAAUACAAGAAUAAGGAAAAAGGGAGCAGACCUUGGUGAAUUGCAGAGUGCCAUUGAAUCCAUAAAGGAAACACAAGAAGACAUCAAGAGGGACAUAAUGGCUCUACGAAAUCGAGUCACUUCUAAUUCCCCACCUGUGGACAACCAGUUUUUGCAGCUGAAGCACUAUAUCUUCAUUUUACUCCUGGUUCUGCUACAGCUUAUCAUCAAUUUCUUGUUCAAAUAGGAAGUGUGAACAAGGGCCUUUCUGAACUGGAAUGAUCAAACUCUUACUGGGGACCAUAUUUUAAGUUGGACUUUAAAUGAUGCAAUAUUAUCUAAAAGAGCCUUGUAGCAACAACUUGCAGAACUUUUUGCCUCAGAGUCCAUGGUUCAGAAUCAUCCUCCUGUCUACCCAGUUGAAGUGAGAAUCGUGUAAGUGCCAGUACACUCUUGCUCCUGGUGUGUGCCUCUGUCUCAGACAUACAGCAUCAGCCUUGUGUUUUAUAUUGCGUCACAUGCUGUACUGAUGAAUCUUCACCACAGAAUAGAUAAAUUCAAAGUACAGAGAUCAGGCGCUGUAGUUGGACCUGAUUCCUGUUUUGGUAGUGUAAUAAACAAGCAGACUUUGUUACAUGUAAACUUACCUUUUUUGUAACAAAGUACCUUUUAAAGUAGCCAGGCUUACCAACAUUUUUUUUUUUUUUUUUUUUUUUGUAAAUGGUGUUGGGUGUUUGGAUGUGAAUUUUUAUUUAAGGUCAAAUGAAUACAUUAUUAUACAAAGGUCACGACUGUUAGGAACUGGCAAGUACAAAGCUGAAGUCUCUGGGAAUUCUGCAAUUUUAUGUCCUUGAUUUGGAAGUGUGACAGUUUUUGUCCUGAAUUACUACAGUGGCUUAUAAGCCAAUUUUUGUUUUUAAAUUUUAUUUUAUAGUUUUAAAACUUGAGGUUCUACACAAAAACAUUCCUGCAUCUACUGUACAGAGCACGUUUUUAAUAGCGCAGCACCUGGGGAGGUCCUGUCUUUGUACACUCACACUCAUGAACUGCAAAUACUGAGGUUUUAGGGUUUGUUUUUUAAGUCUUGAUAAAUUUGACAGUCCUGAAUUUAUAUUGGAGUAUGGCUGCAUCUCAGUAAGAAGGCAGACUGCCGAUGCCGGGACUCUUUCUUAUUUCAGAAACAGAAUGUGAAGAUGAAAAGUUACGCUUAGUAUAUAGCAUGAGUUGAGGUUCCCAAAGGAGAGGCUGUGUGGAACAGAAUUUGGCCACUGUCAGCAGGUCUCUGGCAAAUGACAAUGUGUGUUUACAAGGGAAGUGGCUUCAGAAAUGGUGGGAUGGCUAACAAAACAAAAAUAAGAACAAAUGAUAGUGAAACACUGUUUGUUACAUUCACAGUAUAUAUAUACAUAUAUAUAUGUAUACUACCUAACUGAAUACUCAGUGCACCUAUUCAUUAUCUGCAGCCAUACCAAUUUAUGGGAACUUUAAAUUUCAAGUUAAAGCCAGGGCUUGUAACAUUUUGUUGGAAGAACAGAAUUUCAGCUAAAAAUGUGUUUAUCUGGUGCAUACCUCCCGGCAGUCAAACCUUUCCAUGUAUAUCUGUCAAGUCAAAAAGUAGCCGUAGUAUUGUAAAGCUACUUUCAGCAACCCAGAUAAGACAGCGGGAAGGUUGGAGACACAACACAAAGUACAGCCAAGUUUGUUUGCAGUGGAUCCUCUCAGAAAUCAAAUGGAAAGUUUGGAGCUGCCAUGGCCUUGGGCAGCCUCAAUAACUCUCCAAGUGAUCUCACAUUCUGUUCUGCAUCAGUCUUGUCCAGCAUUUGGUGAAAAUUCUAUUUACUUAAAGUUAGUCGAGCUCAUUUGUUCCCAUGGCUGACAUCUUCACAGCACCUCACUUUCUCUUUCAUCUUACCCCUUCUUUGAACCUCAGCUAUGUGAAAGUUCAUUGCUUAAGCAGUCACUUCAGCUUGUUUCUUACAGCUUUGUACUAGCAUACCUUGUUCUGGAGUCAGUUUUUGGAAUGUGGACUCUCCAACUGAUGAGGUGGAAUUUGUGAAUAUAGAAGGUUCCUUACUGUUAAGUUUUGUGUCCCUAAGUUAAGGCUCCAACAGAAACUGAAGCUGUUUGCCAUAUAUAAAAUGACAUAAGAAAAGCAGAAUACUAUAGUGUUAAUUUAAUCUACUCGGCAUGGAAUUGGGCCAUUCGUUACAGUGUUCAAAUGUCAAAGCUUCAUCUGUCUUAACGAUCCAUUGCAGGUUCCUAAGCAUACUCUGCGUGUGGGAGUAAUAUAAAAGGAAAUGAGUGAGGUAAAAAUAAAAUCAGAAUUUGAGCCAUAACUUUAAUCCCCUAAAACAGAUCUGCUAAAUUUGUGGUGCUGAAACUCUUGACUGACAGUGACAAGCUUUUUAUCUGCCUUGUAAAUGGAAAUGUCCUUCUGCUCUUUUAUUUUAAUCCUUCUGUUUAAGAUCAGUCACUAACACAGACUGGAUGUAUUUUUACAUGCACUGUUCAUGGAUUUGACCCAGCUAGCUGGCUGAUGGCACAGUGUUGGGCAACAUCAGGCUAAACCGGUGUUCCAUAUCUGAAAUUCAGGCUCAGCUCAAGACAAAGCAGAUUUGAACAGUGAGACAAAAUGCCUAUGCUUACGUUCCUUUUCAGCUUAUUUGUAGAGGUUACUUCUGUUGUAAAAGUGGUUUUAGUUGAGGUUCAGGAGAGUAAAGUAUAUAUGAUGAAACUUUAAGAAAGUAAACUGCAGACUUCUGCUUGACAGAACGAUUGGAUUUCUUAAAUUCUAGAAAGUGCAUCAGAGUCCAGCGUUUUGCUGGAUGACGUUCCCCCGUGUGAACAAGAUGGCAGCAUUUCCUGCCUGACGCAUGCAGUACAGCAGCCCAUGGGCCUGGUGUUGAGGGCUCUUCCGUGGCACAUCACGAUUGUCUGCUUACCCACACCGUGUGGCUGAUCUUGAAUAUGAAGUACCUAAUGCUGAGCUCUGCACGAGUUACAGAACAGAGUGUACAGCUUGCAGAUGUGUGAGGGCUGUAGCUUCCCAGUUUUUAUGAUUAAACAGCACUUGUUUUCACAUUUGAUUUAAAGAUCUCGAGGGGGUGGUUGUUUUUUUUCUUGUACAGGAAAUACCGUCAGAAAUUGUUGCCAUGUGGUUUUAUUGUUUUGUUUUCAAACGCACUCUAAGCCUUUAACUUGCCAUUAGGUACAGACUGCCUAGCUAGGUGCCCAUGACCUAGGCUAAAAGAGCAAAUGUGAGCUGUCACAGGGCGCCGUUUCAGCAGCAGGUGAUGUCGUGCAUUUCACAGGUGGAUGUCAUUUAAAGACAAGGCAUUGCUUCCUGAGGGCAAAGCCUGCUUUCCCCGCCAGUUUAACCUUGUCGAGAAAUUGUCUUAUAGGUCUUCCUUCCAAAUGCGAUAAUGGUGGUUUCUCUUCCUUUCCUCUUUGUUUGCCGCCCGCCUGUGCCUUUGGGAUUUCCUUUAUUCUUUUAUUUUUGUAUUUUUUUUUUGCCAGACUGGUGUUUAUGGAGCAGGCCGGGUUGGAUGUGUAGUGUGUUUUCUUAUGAGGCUGUUACUUCACCACUGUACGUGUAAAUAACGGGUAACGGGGGUUCUGUACAUCUGUAAGUUGUAUUGGUUUUUAAGGGUACCCUCCCCAUCGCUGAAAACUGAGCGGAUUGAAGCUUUGUAAACAGUGCCUUCCCGAGAGGUUUCUCGCUGUUCCCAGACAGUUUGUCAAGUUUGUGCCAUAUGUAACACCCGACCUUUCGUGAAGGCUUGCGUGUUUGAAACUAGCUCCCCUGCUGCGUCCGACCCUCCGGUUACAAAUAAAAUGUAAACUACACCCCCAGA